Messenger RNA from Poecilia reticulata (guppy), 12465 nucleotides. Its product is annotated as nucleosome-remodeling factor subunit BPTF. Lineage: Eukaryota; Metazoa; Chordata; Actinopteri; Cyprinodontiformes; Poeciliidae. Gene Ontology annotation, molecular function: zinc ion binding; RNA polymerase II cis-regulatory region sequence-specific DNA binding. Gene Ontology annotation, biological process: regulation of transcription by RNA polymerase II. Gene Ontology annotation, cellular component: NURF complex. The record is from RefSeq and is a predicted model, not a curated record.
UGUGCUAUUUUCAUGACUAUUAUCAGUUCGUAAACACUAAUGGGAAAGAGGCUUACUUCCGGUUUGAACGUUACUGCUUGAGUGUAACUUUACGCAGCUUUGAGGCCUGCUGUGUUUUCAACGGAGGGAGAGUCGAGAAGAAAAAUGGCGUCUGCAGGCGACUCGGAGCGGGACACCGGCCAUUCAGUUUAAGCUUUCCUCAUUUAAACUGAGCCCCGGGCUCUGUGGGGACCUAUUGGGAACCGUCUCCGGACCCGCUAUUUUCGUCCUCCCCGUUUUUCCCCGGAGUGUGCGCCCCUUUUGAGCACCGAGAUUGAAGCGGAACAUAGUAGCUUCUCUCCUACAAUGAGGGGGAGAAGAGGAAGGCCGCCCAAACAAGCAGCCGUGAUGCGGGAAAGCUCACCAGGGCCAGUCCGGGGCUCUCGGGGUGGCAGGACCAGAGGGAUGCGUGGACGGGGAAGAGGUAGAGGACGGGGCCGGGGACGAGGAGGAAGUGGCGGUGUUUGCAGCAUCGGUUCCGUGGAGGUGGAUACUGAUAUCUCCGGCCGAGAGAACUUUCAUUCGUCGCGGGGCCGUAGGAAAGUUGGAGCCUCCAUAGCAGCGGCUGCAGCGGCAUCGCGGGGCAGAGGAAGGGGUAGGGGGUCCAGAGGUGGCCGCGGCAGUAGAGGCGGAGUGAGGCGACCUCAAACCAAGGUGGUCUACGACGACAACAGCGACGAGGAGGAUGAUAAUUUAAGCUACCGUUCUGACGAAGACGAAUUGAACGACAAUCCGUCGUCGGAUCUAGAAGAUGAGGAGGCCUUGGGAAACGAGUCUGACUAUCUGGAGGACCUACCAGAUGAUGAGGAUGCCAGCUACUGUACUGAGAGUAGUUUCAGAAGCCACAGCACGCUCGGAAGCACCCCAGGUCGGAAAAGGAGUCGCGCUCCGCAGCCUCGCUCUCCGCUUCUCGAGACGAAGGACAUUCCCCCCUUGGAGCUUCCCAAGUCCUCCGAGGACCUCCUGGUUUCUACCUCGCAGCUCCUCAACGUGUCCGCCGUCUACGAGGUGCUGCGCAACUUCGGCACAGUGCUGCGCCUCUCGCCGUUCCGCUUCGAGGACUUCUGCACGGCACUGUCCAGCCAAGAGCAGUGCACGCUGCUGGCUGAGACCCACAUCUCUUUGCUCAAAGCGAUCCUCAGAGAGGAGGACACGUCCAACACCACGUUUGGUCCCGCUGACGUCAAGGACUCGGUUAACUCCACGCUGUACUUCGUGGACGGCAUGACCUGGCCGGAGGUGGUGCGGGCGUACUGCGAGAGUGACUCGGAAUACCGCCACAUCCUGCCCUUCCUGGAGAACGAGGACUACCCAUACGAGACGCUGGAGAGCAAAGUGAAAGUCCUCCAGUUUUUGGUGGACCAUUUCUUGGCGACAAACAUCGCCCGCGAGGAGCUGAUGUCGGAAGGCGUGGUUGCGUACGACGACCACUGCAGGGUGUGUCACCGGCUCGGCGAUCUGCUGUGCUGCGAGACGUGCUCGGCUGUUUAUCACUUGGAGUGCGUGAAGCCUCCCUUGCAGGAAGUGCCGGAGGACGAGUGGCAGUGCGAGGUCUGCGUGGCGCACAAGGUGCCCGGCGUGGCGGACUGCGUGCCUGAAUUGCAGAAGACCAAGCCCUUUCUCCGUCAGCUGCCAGUUGGCUUUGACCGGCACCAUCGUAAAUACUGGUUCUUGAAUCGCCGGGUUGUUGUUGAGGAGGACGGCGAGCAAGAAGACAAAGCCAUCUGGUACUACAGCACAAAGGUCCAGCUGGCCGAGCUGAUAGACCGGCUGGAUAAAGAGUAUUGGGAGGCCGACCUGUACGCAUCCCUGGAGGAGAUAAGGGACGAGGUGCACACCCACAUGGACAUCACCGAGGACCUCACCAACAAGGCUCGCGGCAACAACAAGUGUUUCCUCACCGCUGCCAAUGAUGAAAUCUUGGAGCGACUGCGAGCUAAGAAGGAGGAAGAGCUGGAGGAGGUGAAGAGACGGGCGGCUGAAGAGGCCCAGAAGGCGCGGCUGGAGAAGCAGAAGAAGGAGCAAGGCUUGGAGAAGGGAGAAGAGGAGGCCAAGCCGAAGGAUGAAGAACAGGGGGACAGCAAGGCCAUAGAGAGGUCAGCGGAAGACCAGUCGACAAAAGAGGAGGCCGCACAGGAAAAAAACGAUGGAGAGAAGAGCAGCGUAAGUGAAGCUCCGCCCUCUAGCCAAGAAGACGGCGGCGGCAACAGUGUUGGGGAUGUACCAUCGAUCCCGUCGACUGCUUCUGCUUCACAAACUUCCGCUGGGAGCAGCGGCCUGUCCUCCACUGUGGAGGUGCGGCUAGAGCGAUGCGUCUUUGAGUCGGCGCCUAGCAAAACCGAAGGAAACCCAGCAUCUGACUCCGUGCCUGUCAGUGGUGACGGCGUCCCCAGCCUGAGUCAGUCCUCCCAACCCUGUGAAGACAACAGCAACAGCAGUGUAGGAGCCGCCGUUGCUGCCAGGGGCCCGGAGCCCCCAGACUUGGCUGAUAGAUCAUCCCAGUCAUCCCUGGCGAGCCUCGAUGACGCAGGGGACAGCAAAGACUCGACCAACAGCGAGACGGCAGGCGGGAGCAGUAAGAGGUCUUCAGCGACGCGCAUGGUGACGCGCCUGAGGAACCCAGAGAGCAAGCUGAGCCAGCUGAAGAGUCAACAGGUUGCAGCUGCUGUUCACGAGGCCAACAGGGGCUUUAAGGAGGGCAAAGAGGUGUUGGUGGUGAACGCCCAGGGCGACAUCACCCGGGUCAGCACGCGGAGCAGCAAGGAGGUGGUGAUGAAGGGAACCAUCAGCCAGUUCUUCAAGCUGGGUCAGGAGGGGAAAUACCGCGUCUAUCAUAACCAAUACAGCGCCAACGCCUUGGCUCUCAACAAGCACCAGCACAGAGAGGACCAUGACAAGAGGCGACAUCUCUCCCAUAAGUUUUGUAUGACGCCAGCAGGAGAGUUCAAGUGGAAUGGGUCCAUUCAUGGUUCUAAGGUUCUGACCAUCUCCACGUUAAGACUCACCAUCAUCCAGCUUGAGAACAACGUUCCAUCUCCUUUCAUGCAUCCAAACUGGGCCUCACACAGGACCAACUGGAUCAAAGCAGUUCAGAUGUGCAGUAAGGCCAGAGAGUUUGCUCUGGCCCUGGCCAUUCUGGAAUGUGCCAUCAAACCCGUGGCGAUGCUGCCUGUCUGGAAAGACUCACUGGGUCAUACCAGGUUGAACCGCAUGACAUCCAUGGAGCGUGAAGAGAAAGAGAAGGUGAAGAAGAGAGAAAAGAAGCUGGAGGAAGAGGAGACAAUGCAACAAGCAACCUGGGUCAAGUACACCUUUCCAAUCAAGCACCAGGUGUGGAAGCAGAAGGGAGAGGAGUAUCGUGUUACAGGCUACGGGGGUUGGAGUUUUAUCAGUAAAACCUAUGUACCUCAGUUUUCCCCAAAACUUCCUGGAAACACCAACGCCAACUACCGCAAAGAACUGGAAGAUGCUAAACUGGGCAAGAGAUGUACCUUGUUGGACUUGAGCCGACGACCCAGUUUAGUUGUGUCUGGAGCUCAGGACGGUCCCACGUCAAGCAGUGAAACCAAGGAGCAAGACUCCACGGGUCUCUCCAGAAAAGCUGCUGAAGAUGCGGAAUCUACGGAGAGGAUUGAGCAAGACAAGAACGAAGAACCGGAAGAAAAGAAGCCAGCAGGUUCACCUGUAAAGAUGGAAGGGGAUCCCACAGACUCCGUGUCAAAGGAACAAAAGUCCAGUAUUCAGGAGCACAAAGCUGCCAUAAAAGAGGAGCCUUCAGACCCUUCUCAGCGCCCCUUCAACUAUGACGUCGUAGACGUCAGCAAGGGCUUCCUCACCCGCGUUGCUUACAAGAAGAAAGUGAAGACCUCCAAGCUGGACAGCCUGCUGGAGCGCAGAGUGAAGCAGCACACGAUCGAAGAGAAGCAGAGGCAGCAGGUUUCUGCAUCCAGACCGCUGGCGCUGGCACCGGCACCGGCGCCAGCUUCUCCCUGUUCAGUCCCCAUCCCAAGCACUCCGAUUCGGCCUCGCUCGCCGCUUAAGCCGCAGAAUCUCGCACAGACACAACUUGUAAACAAGGAAGCUGUGAAAGUGGACGAGAAACUUUCUACAGCACAAACGUUGGGGGCAACAAAAGCCGGAGGACCAGAGGAAGGAGAGAGUGUGACUGAACUCUUUAAUCCUUCUCCUUCCUCUGUGUCGAACUGCAGCCCCAAAAACACUUGCAAUACAGGUGCAGGUGAAGGUUCACCACAAAGUCAAACUGCCUCCAUGCUCCAGGAUAACUUGGAGGAAAGGACUACAGGGCAUAAAGAAAACACCUCUGAAGGUUCUGGACAAGAAGCUAUUAAGCUGUCAGAUGAGCAAGAGAAAAAAGGGAGUAGGUCUAAAAGUUCUUUAGGGCAACAAACAGCCUGUGUUGCAUCAGAUGUAACCAAGGCAGAACAUUCUUUAAAUGCAGAGUUCAACUCUGUGACAACACUUCCAUGUGUUGUCGACCAAAAUACCAGCGAAAAUGGAUCUCCUGUUAAAACCUCAGACUCUCUGGAUUCUGCGCACUCAGAGGAAAAUGGCUUUGGGCCAGAGGAGACCCAAGGAAACUCGCAGGGCUUUGGACACAACGGAACCAUAGGGGAAGACACUUCCAAGCCAGUUUCGCCCGUGCCUCAAGUGAAUGGGAAUGGUGGUUUGGUUGGCGAAAACAUACUGAGUAUCUCUGUAACGAGCUUGAACAAUGGUGUGCUCACCGACAGGCCCCAGCCCAACAUGAACAGCAUCGGGAAAGCCGAGGAUCAAAGGCUGGUGGUCUUGUCGAAAGAUGGCGCACAGCAGAAGCCUUUAGUGAACGGAGACUUGACCUCGGUAAACGCCACAGUCAUUUUAAAAGGAAAAGAGACACAUUCGGAUUCUGAGGCAGAGGGAAAGAUAACUACACUGGACCAGAAUUACAGCCCUCCGCCGAAGAUGGCAAAGCUUGAGAACAGCACAGACAAAUAUGGAGGCAACGCCAGGAGCAAUCUGGAGAACGACAGCGCCUCGGCUUUUUAUCCCGAGGAGACCAAACGCGCUCCUGCCAUGAAGAUCAUCAGAAUGGCUCCUUCUCCCAUUCCUUCACCAGAGGAGUCCAGUCUGAGCGACGACUUCGCGGAGGAGAACAGCAACAGUGGGUCAGCGGAUCCAUUCAAGACCAUCAUCACUCAGGUAACCACAACCUCCACCACGACGGUAGUCUCCACGGAGACGAGGACGGCGAAAAGCCCUGGUGAAUCCACGGCGUCGGUGGUGACGACGAAGAGCAGCGCAGUUUCGACCCUUUCCAGCAUGACCAAAACGACAGUGACCAAAGUUUGCUGCUCUGGACUCGACAGUCUGUCUGAAGACAGCCAGAGCGAAACACUGGUGCAGGAGCAGAGAAUGAUGCACUCGUCCUGCACCCGGGAAUCUGGUGCAGGUGGUAAAACUACAGUGUCUUCUGUCUCCACGAGCCACGAAGAGUGUUCGACGACGAAAGGACGCGUGCGCCUUCUCAAAUUCUCGCGCACAAAGAAGACACGCUCCGACACAGCUCUUCCUUCUUACCGCAAGUUCAUCACCAAGAGCAGCCGGAGGAGCAUCUUUGUUCUGCCGCAUGACGAUUUGAAAGUGCUGGCGAGGCGAGGAGGAUUCCGCGAGGUACCGGUGUUCAGUUACAACGCCAAGCCAGCCCAAGAUAUCUGGCCGUACCCUUCACCCAGACCUACGUUUGGCAUCACUUGGAGGUACCGGCUGCAGACGGUGAAGUCCCUGGCUGGAGUGAGCCUCAUGCUGAGGCUCCUAUGGGCCUGUUUGAGGUGGGACGACAUGGCCGUGAAACCGUCUACCGCCGUAGGCACGACGCGUACAGCCCUAUCCCCACUCAUUGCAACAGAGACCUCGGAUACCGAAAUCACCACCACGGAGAUCAUAAAGCGGCGUGACGUGGGACCCUACGGCAUCCGCUCAGAGUAUUGCAUCCGCAAAAUCAUCUGCCCUCUCGGAGUUCCCGAGACGCCGAAAGAAACACACACUCCUCAGAGGAAAGGUCUGCGUUCCAGCGCUUUGCGUCCCAAGAAGCCCGAGCCCACGAAGCAGACCGGCCCAGUGGUGAUCGAGACAUGGGUGCCUGAGGAGGAGCUGGACCUCUGGGAGAUAAGGGCCUUUUCAGAAAGGGUGGAGAAAGAAAAGGCCCAGGCAGCAGAGCAAGCCAAGAAACGUCUCGAGCAGAAGUCCGGCUCCGUCACAGCCACCCCGGCCGGGACUCCCGCUACGCCUGCCGCCACGCCCAAAGUCAUCGUCGGCUCCAUUUCCGGCCAGGGCACCCCCACUGCCAAGGUGGUGUUGUCCACCAAGAUGGGCAGUCCUGUCACAUUCCAGCAGAACAAAAACUUCCAGCAGUCUUUCGCCACCUGGGUCAAGCAGGGUCAAAGCACGCAAGGAUCAGGUGGCGAGACUCCGGUAGCCACUUCCAGUGGGCACACUUUACACAUCACAGGGACCUCGGCCAGCGGAAAAGUCGUGACGGCGAAGCUGCCGCUCCCCGCAAACAGCAAGAUCGUCACAGUCAACGUGCCAACGACGCAGGGAGGUGUGGUUCAGCAGAAAGUGUUGGGAAUCAUCCCGUCCAGCACAGCAGGCGGCGCCCAAACCUUCACCCCAUUCCAGCCCCGCACGACCACCUUCAACAUCAAGCCCGGUGCCCCUGGCUCCCACCAGCAGGUACUAGGUGGAGGUGGUCAGAUUCGUCCAGGAAUGACGAUGAUCCGAACCCCAAUCCAGCAGUCCGGAGCUGUCGGGAAGACGAUUCUCCGCACGCCCCUUGUGCUCCAGCAGGGUCAGGGCGGACAGCAGGUAGUGACGCAGAUCAUUCGUGGCCAGCCCGUUUCCACAGCAAUAUCGGCUGCCGGCGCCGUCACCGCGGUAACGGGUCAGGGAGUGACCGGCCCCAGCGCCGCGGGACAGGCAGCUGGCCAAACACCACCUGGCACCCCGCGGGCGCCAGGCCAGGGCCAGGUUAAACUCACCAUGGCCCAGCUCACGCAGCUCACACAGAAGCAACAAGCUGGAUCCGGUUUGGAGCGACCAGCUGGCGUUGGUGGUUCACAGGCCCUGACUGUGAUGGUUCAGGGCCAGGGUCAGACCACCGGCCAGCUGCAAGUCAUUCCUCAGGGGGUCACCGUCAUUCCAGGACCCGGCCAGCAACUCAUGCAAGCAGCCCUGCCGAACGGCCAGGUGCAGCGCUUCCUCUUCACCCCGCUGCCCUCCGCCGCCACGCCCACGUCAAGCACAGCCACUUCGUCUCCCAGCCAGCCCAACUCCACGGCGAGCAAAAACGCAACCCAAGCCGCGCAGCAGGCCGCCGCUCCAAUCCAAGUCGGGGCGACCCCUCUCUCCACCACCGCUGGCGGCAGCACUUCGUCCACAACCCAUCAGGGCCAGUUACCCCCGCAGACCCAGGCCCACAUGCCUGUCCAGUCCCCAACUUCACUGCAGGUCAAAGGUCAGGGGGGAACCGCACAGCUCCAGCUGCAGCAGACGCCCCAACUCAUCAGUGUGUCCGGACUCCCACAGCAGGUUCUGGCACAGCUCCAGGCCCAGCAGGGUGGAGGCUCUCUGCCUCAACACAUCAAGCUGCAGCUUCCCAUCCAGAUACAGCAGACCGGAACCACCUCAGCCCAGGGCGGACAGAUUGGAAAUGUGGUUACCAUCCAGACGGCGUCGGUCCAAGAGCAGCUGCAGAGGAUCCAGCAGCUCCGAGAGCAGCAGCAGCAGAAGAAGAGGCAGGCGGCAGACGCCAAGAGGGAGCUCGCCCUCAAUGCGGCCAACCAGAGCGACAUUAUACAGAAGCAGGUGGUUAUGAAACAAAACGCUGUGAUCGAGCACCUUAAGCAGAAGAAGACCAUGACACCUGCAGAACGAGAAGAAAAUCAGAGGAUGAUUGUUUGCAACCAGGUGAUGAAGUUCAUUCUGGACCGGAUAGACAAAGAUGAAAGACAGGCAGCUAAGAGGAAGAAGAAGGAAGAGGUUGUGGAGGCCAAGAGGAGGAUGGCUAACGCUAGUAAGCUUUCCACGCUCCUUUACCGACACAAGGAGAGCCUCAAGAUGGAGAUCCUGAAAAAACGAGCCCUUCUCGACAAGGAGCUGCAGCUGGAGGCUCAGGAGGAGCUAAAGAGGGAUCUGCUGCGGAUUCGGAGAGAGAAGGAAAAGGCUCAGGCUGCGGCCCAACAGGCGGCCCAGGCCGCCGCAGCAGCCGCUGCCCACAGUCAGAAGCAGGCAGCUGCAGCUCACAAGCACGGCGUCUCCUCCCAGCACCACCUCGCCACCGCCGUCACCUCGACGCACAAGAGGAAACGGGAGGAGGAGAGGGAGUUGGUGUCGGUGGCAAAGUCCAAGAAGAAGAAAAUGAUCUCGACUACAAGCACAAAGGAGAGCAAGAAGGAUACCAAGCUCUACUGCAUCUGCAAGACGCCCUACGACGAGACCAAGUUUUACAUCGGCUGCGACCUUUGCACCAACUGGUAUCACGGUGACUGUGUGGGCAUCACGGAGAAGGAGGCUAAAAAGAUGGACGACUACAUCUGCGUGGAGUGUAAACAGGGCCAAGAGAGCAGCACGGAGGAGCUGUACUGCAUCUGUCAGACGCCUUACGAUGAGUCCCAGUUCUACAUCGGCUGUGACCGAUGUCAGAACUGGUACCACGGUCGCUGUGUGGGCAUCCUGCAGAGUGAGGCCAACCACAUCGACGAGUACGUGUGUCCGCAGUGUCAGUCCACCGAGGACGCCAUGACUGUUUUCACCCCCCUCACCGACAAGGACUACGAAGGCCUGCGACGGAUACUGCGCUCCUUACAGGCACAUAAAAUGGCUUGGCCCUUCCUAGAACCGGUAGAUACUAAUGAUGCCCCUGAUUAUUACAAGGUCAUCAAGGAACCAAUGGACCUUUCCACCAUGGAGGAGAGGUUACACAAGCGGGAGUACGUCAAGCUCACCGAGUUCGUAGCAGACAUGACCAAAAUCUUCGACAACUGCCGGUACUACAACCCCAGCGACUCGCCGUUUUACCAGUGUGCCGAGGUUCUGGAGAACUUCUUUGUCCAGAAGCUCAAAGGCUUCAAAGCCAGCAGGUCACAUAACAACAAGCUACAGUCAGCUGCAUCUUAGCUUCUGCUUAAAAUCCCAGUGUCAAAGGUCGCAUCUCUGAUUGGUUAGGACGUGUUGUCAGCGGACCCCUCCCCCUGCCUAUCGGUGUCGCUCCACCACCUGACCAUACAUCCACACCAGUCACUUCCUCCAGCGUACAAGGAGGAAGAUGGGAAUGAAGGAGACGAGAUGAUGGAUGAAAUUAAGAUAAUUGGGUGCGGAAUGGCCGCCUAACCUCACAGAUUCCUUCUGGAUGAUUCAGCUUUACGCGCUGAAAGUCGGUCAGAUGGGUUCACGGUGUCGGAUCACGAUACAUUUAACUCAAGUUCAUUUAGCAGAGCCUACCAAAAGUAUUCCUACCCCCCUUUUGAGCAUUUGAUCACAUUACGGACUUCAGUGUGUUCUGUUGGGAUUUUACGCAACAGGCCAACAUAAAGAAGCACACCGUCGUGACGGGAAACCAAACUGUUGAGAAAGUUAUUCACACGUCUUGUAGGUUUGGGUUUAAAGCCAUCGUUUCAUUUUACAAACAUGUUUAUUUUGACUGGAAGUAAUUUAGCAGUUUUCGUCACCAAAGGCCUUCAGACGUACAAAACCUGGUCAGCAGUUUUUUGGUUUUUUUUACAAAUAAAAGGUGAACAAAAACAACAUUUUUAUAUAUUUUUUUCAUUGAUUUACAUUUUCAAAUAUGCUGGUUGCAUUUCCUCUCAAAAAUAAACUUUUUGGUUUAAGAAAUGAUGAUCUGAAAAGCCAUCGCUAUGAAUAACUCAAGCUUUUGUUUUACCAGUUUGUCUUUGUAAAAUAGGUCCAGCUUCGUUAUAUUGGAUGAAAAUUGUCUGUGAAUGAGUUUUCAUGUUUUCAGACAGAUUUUCAGUUGGUUUUUGGUCUAGACUUUGACUAGGCCGUUCUAGCACAUUUAGCUGUGUGUUAAGAGUUCUUGUUCUCCCUCAAGGUGAACCUUAACACUAAAGUUUUCUGCAGUUCUUUUUUAACUUGGUUGUCCCUGCUAAAGAAAGCCAUAAAGAACACAGCAUAAUGGUGCCAUCACUGUGUCAUCAUAUGGAUGGUAGGGCUGGGCAACGGAUUUUAUCAUUGAACUGAAAGUUUCCGUUUUUGAAGAUUUCAUUUUGGGAUUUUUUUAUUUUUAUUCCAAUUAUGCAGUCCUUGAGUUUCCAGAGUGACGUAAGCCCAUCCAAAAACUACCAUUUCUUUUUACAAGCCUGUUUUACAGAUUCGAUUUACUUGGACUUUGAAUUCAGGUCAUCUCACAGCUUGAGUUUAGAAAAUAUCUUAAUAAAAUUGUUUUAUUUCAGUCAUUUGUAAAGGAAAAUGUGAAUUUACCCGCAGCUUUAAGAUAUGGGGUCAUUUACUCUGUGGCGGGGUCACAUUGACCCCAUGUAGGCUUUUACAAGUUUUUUUUGUGAAAACCAUCAGUGUGGUUUCGGGAACUGACGGUCUGACGGGACAACCCACCCAGCUCCAUGCUGUCCGACCGUGACAUUUGCUGCUCUCACCCUGAGCGCCGCGUCAAAGACCACGAGAUGGAACAAAUUUGAUCAAAUUGAAUUUGGUAUUAAAAAGAAAAAAUAGAUUUCAUUUUUAAGCCACAUCGCCGAGCCCUAGUUUAGGAUAUAUGCAGAGUUAUUUUGUUCUUUUUCUCCACACACAGCGUUUUCAUGAACCAUUAGCAGUUGAGAGAGGCCCAAAGUAAGUUGGGUAAAAAAAAUAAAAUAAAAUGGGGCAUGACAAUUAUCAAGUUGGCCUGUUGAAAGAAAUCCAGAUAAAACACACAGGUUUCGUUGUAAUGUGACAAAAGCUGAUAAAAGGGAGUAUAAAUACUGUUGCAAGGCAACUACACAGAAUUAUACGCUGUUAUUUCUUCAAGUGUUUUAGUUUGACGUUUGCACAGGUGUGUAGGUUUGCAUCGAGCAUGAACCCGAUGCAAAUGUUUGACAGCACAGCCCCUAUCAGAGCAGUCUGAUAGGCGGAGUGUGUGUUUUGUCAGAAGACUGAAAUGCUUUCAUGUUACUGUCCAGAGGGAAACGACACCGGACAGAUCAUCCCACCCACCGCAUCCGGCCUCUUGUUCUUUUCUUUUUUUAAAUCUUUUUCCAUGCAAUGCUCUGAAAUGCAAGUCAAAAACUGUCUGUGUUUGAAAGGAGGAGGCCAUUUAGAGAAAAUGAAUUGUGUGAAAGGCUGAAAGUACUGUAGCUCCCUGAAUUUAUAGAGUCUCAUCAAAGCUGUGUGUCUGAAGCUGACAGGUUGGCUCACAUGCAUCUCUCAACUCGCUCUCUCUGUGUGUGCGUGUGUGUGUGUGUGUGCGUGUGUGUGUGUGUGUGUAUGUCUGGUUAAAGUAAUUGGAUAAUGAACUUCCCCACUCAGCAUCAGCUCAGUUAUGUCGCGGUCUGCGGCAGCGUGACUGGGAGUCAAACCUCAAACGACGACCGACUGUGGAGUCUUUGUAUGAAAAUUUUAUAGCUGCGUUUUUUUUCAAGCGUAUCUGGGAACCUUUUUUUUCUGUGUGUGUGUGUAUGUGAUUCGUCCAUUUUUGUUUAAGAGAGGAAAGUUGGGGAGCAGUGAUGUCUUUCGAUUUAGAUGUGUUGGAGAAUGAUGGAAACUUUUUUCUCUCCGUUUUGAGCCCUGAGGGUUUUUUUUCUGUGUGAAAGCAGAGUUGAGAGAUGAUGUAGCUUCUGUCUCCUUCUCUUUAUCUUUCAACCGAAUGUUUGUUACUUUGUUAUAUGAUGACGUGCUUUAUUUUCUGUUUGUAAUCUCUAUUGUAUAUUAUUGCUGUCUAAAUAUGUAGAGAGAAAAGAUUUUUAGAGCAGUAGAACUUUUAUUUUUGACUAUUUGAACCAGCAACCAAGUCCUCCUGUAAAUUUAAACUAUUUUUUUUCCUCUUUUAUUUGAAGUGGACUCUUGUUCUUAAGGUGAAAUUGCCCUUUAUAUAAGAAGUGCUGCACAUUGUGAGCAUAUCGGUUCUGAUCCGGUCGAGUGGCACGAUGACUUGUACAGAUUUUUUUUUCUUCUUUUUUGUAAAACAAAAAGUCGGCAUAACUUCUAUAUUGACGUUGCAUUUCUUGUUUUAUUUAUUCAGACUGAUGGAAAAAGUUAUCCAUUUUUUUAAAAAAGAAAAAAAAAGUAGUAUCUCGAGGAAACGUAACUGCAGAUAAAAAGCACUCUAUGUUUUUAACAGACUGGCCACUCUGAAGAGACUCUCUUUUGUACUUGAUAGGACAUUUCAUCCUGGAUAAUAAUAAAGUCAACUUUUUUGGA